UCGUUUUACGGAUACCUGCUGUGUAUUCUAAUUCCUGGGUUUCUGAAUCUGGCCUGUUGCAGAUGUCUUUGCGUUUCGUAACUUCCUUCGUCUUUUUUCCUGUUCUCCAUUACUUACACGAAAAUACUUUUUCUUCAUGAUUUCUUAUUCUUCUUCAUCGCCAAGUCCAUCUAGAAGAAACUCCACCAGUAUGUUGGUGACGAGGGGGACCCCGAAAAUGGUGUUUUGUUGCGGCCGUGAUCAUGGAUCUGCUUCCCCUUACCCGCUGCGGCUGUCUGAUGUGUGUGUGUGUGUGUGUCUGCUCAUCUUUCUCUCUUGCCUCUCGUACCCCUGUCAAGAUUCAAAAGGACAUCUCUCGUUGGUGAUGGACCUGCCGGAGACAAUGCAAGACCAAAAAAGAUGAGCGCCGGGCAGGACGCACGCUAUCAUGCAAUCUGGCGUUAUACGGGGGACGAAAUUGAAGAGAGAGAAAAAGCACAAGCCGCCAAUUUCAAAAAUUUGGACAUUCCUCUCCUCUGUGCGCGCCGUGCGACCUUUCAGAAUUGCCCAUCGGAACCGGUCGUCAUCUUGUUGAUCUCUGUUUUUUUCUGCCCU
This is a messenger RNA of Colletotrichum godetiae, 594 nucleotides long. RefSeq lists its product as uncharacterized. The transcript has 2 exons. NCBI's taxonomy places the organism in Eukaryota, Fungi, Ascomycota, Sordariomycetes, Glomerellales, Glomerellaceae. The coding region runs from base 137 to 403 and encodes 88 amino acids. The record is from RefSeq and is a predicted model, not a curated record.